AUGGCAAACUGUGAAUCUAUUUUACACUUACAUAAUCAAAGAGUAAGUAAAAACCUGAAACGAUGUACCGGAACCCUAAUUUUUCCGGCGAACGUUCUUUUCUUCGGUGAUUGUCGGGAAUCUGCGUCGAUUGAUGAAUAUUUCAAGAGACUCAGUGAUGAAGAUGAAUGCCGGAGCGUGAAUCUCAGAAUCCCGUCAACAAUUAAAACUUUAUCUUCUUUUAAAGCAAUCACAGUUGCUUACAAUAUGCUCAAUGGAUCAUUACCUAAUGGGUUAUGUGAGUUAACGAACCUAAGUGAGCUGGAUCUUAGUGAAAACAUGUUUGAUGGAAAUUUGCCUAAUUGUUUGAAUCGGCUAUCAUAUCUUGAGACGCUUGAUAUUUCUUCAAAUCAAUUCACAGGAAUGCUUCCGGCAUCUCUGAUUGCAAAUCUAACAUCUCUAAUGUACAUUGACUUUAGUCUAAACAAGUUUGAAGGCUCCUUCUCAUUCAGUUCCUUAUGCAAUCAUACAAAGCUUGAGUUUUUUCAACUUAAAAGAGACAAUGAAAAACUUGAGGUGGAGACAGAAAAGCCUAUAGGUUGGAUUCCGAUGUUCCAGUGCAAGGUUCUUGCGCUACCUAACUGGAAUAUCAAAAGGCUUAAAGGAAGUGUUGUUCCUAGUUUUCUACUUCACCAACACAAGUUACAAGUACUAGACAUGCCUCACAAUUCUUUGGAGGGACAAUUUCCGAAUUGGUUGCUCAAAAAUAAUACAAAGCUCAAAUAUCUAAAUUUAAGGAACAACUCAUUACAAGGUGUUAUGCAUAUGGAGUAUUUAAAUGCUAAUAUGAGGUUCCUAGAUAUGUCUGGAAAUCAUAUCACUGGCAUUAUCCAUCAUGAUAUACAAAAGUUCAUUUCGUAUGUAGAAUAUCUAAACUUUUCAAGCAAUGCCCUAAAUGGUGUUAUCCCUUCUUCAAUAUGUGAUUUGCAUCAACUGCAAAUACUGGAUCUAUCUCAAAAUAAUUUUUCAGGAAGAUUACCAAAUGGAUUUGUUACAAAUCUUUCUCACUUAGGGAUGCUAAAACUAUCAAAGAACGCCCUACAUGGCCAGAUACUUUCAGGAAACUUAAGUUUGGGUGGUAUCGAUGUCCUUCACUUAGACAACAAUUAUUUCACAGGUAACAUUGGAAAUAACAUUGUGGAACACAACGAUCGGUUAAUAUCUAUGGAUAUCAGUGAUAACUUUUUUAGAGGCACCAUCCCUAGUUGGAUAAGCAACGCCACUGGAAUAGUUGAACUUGUUAUGAGAAAUAAUAGAUUUGAAGGGCAAAUUCCUUGUGGAAAAGCCUCUUUCAGUUAUCUUGAUAUCUCACACAAUUUUUUCUCAGGGCCCAUUCCAUAUUGUUUAAAUUUGGAACAAAUGCAAUUUCUUCAUUUGAGCUACAACAGAUUCACUGGAUUGGUUCCAAACAACCUUUCAGGCAGGAUUCCUGAAUUUCUAGUAAUGCUAUCAGGGAAACUCCCAGAAUGGAAAGCACAAUUUGUAACCUUUACCGAGGAGAGCUAUGAAGGAAAUCCACUUCUUUUUGGACCACCAUUAGAGAAUAACUGCAUCACGAAAUCACCAGUGACCCAUCCAUCAAACGAAGAAGGAACUAAUAAGAAAUGGUAUAGUGUGGAUAUGGCAUCCUUCUAUGGAAGCUCUUGUUCCACAUGGCUUGUGUUCAUCUUGGGAUUGCAGCGCUUCUUUACAUCAAUCCUUACUGGCGUAGAAGGUGGCUAG
Messenger RNA from Helianthus annuus (common sunflower), 1761 nucleotides. RefSeq names its product receptor-like protein 1. Gene Ontology annotation, molecular function: protein binding. Lineage: Eukaryota; Viridiplantae; Streptophyta; Magnoliopsida; Asterales; Asteraceae. The record is from RefSeq and is a predicted model, not a curated record. The coding region runs from base 1 to 1761 and encodes 586 amino acids. The transcript is spliced from 4 exons.